Messenger RNA from Abrus precatorius (Indian licorice), 2843 nucleotides. RefSeq lists its product as uncharacterized. The coding region runs from base 185 to 2725 and encodes 846 amino acids. The record is from RefSeq and is a predicted model, not a curated record. Gene Ontology annotation, biological process: L-arabinose metabolic process. The transcript is spliced from 13 exons. Lineage: Eukaryota; Viridiplantae; Streptophyta; Magnoliopsida; Fabales; Fabaceae. Gene Ontology annotation, molecular function: alpha-L-arabinofuranosidase activity.
GGAGUGAGUGGGCAGUUACAACGAAGAGGGCCUCUUCUACUCUCCUAUAAUUCCGGUUAGUGUUUUACUCUUUUCCCCUGUUUCCGUAUCCAUACCUAUCCAUUUCACGGGAUGAGUUAAUCGUGACUUACUUGCUGCAACUCCUUUGUUUCCUAGCGGGAGUGUCUAUAUAUAUUCCCUUCACAUGGAUAUUCACAUGAAGAUGGAGGCUCUAGUGUCUUUGUUCGUGGCCCUUAUGUUGUGCGGUUGUACUGCUCUCAAGGAGUGCACAAACAUUCCUACACAAUCACACACGUUCAGAUUUGAGCUAUUGACGUCCAAGAAUGAAACGUGGAAGGCAGAGGUGAUGUCUCACUACCAUUUGACACCAACGGAUGAUUCCGCUUGGGCUGACUUGCUGCCAAGGAAACUCUUGACAGAACAAAACCAAUAUGACUGGGCAGUGAUGUAUAAGAAAAUUAAGAACGUGGGUGUCUUCAACUCACCUGAAGGAUUACUCAAAGAAGUGCCUCUUCAAGAUGUGAGAUUGAACGAGGAUUCAAUACAUGCCCGGGCACAGCAGACAAAUUUGGAUUAUCUAUUGAUGUUGGAUGUGGACAGGUUGCUUUGGAGCUUCCGAAAGACAGCUGGUCUACCCACUCCUGGAACUCCUUAUGGAGGGUGGGAAGGUCCAGAAGUUGAGCUCAGAGGUCAUUUUGUUGGGCAUUACUUAAGCGCAUCCGCUCUAAUGUGGGCAAGCACACAGAAUGAUAUCCUGAGGCAGAGAAUGUCAGCUGUUGUUACUGGUAUGUCUGCUUGUCAAGAGAAAAUUGGAAGUGGAUAUCUAUCUGCAUUUCCAUCGGAGUUUUUUGAUCGAUUUGAAGCUAUUCAACCUGUGUGGGCUCCUUAUUACACCAUUCACAAGAUCUUGGCCGGCCUCUUGGAUCAACAUACGUUUGCGGGAAACCCUCAAGCUCUAAAAAUGGUAACAUGGAUGGUUGAUUACUUCUACAACAGAGUGAUGAAUGUCAUAGCAAGGUUCACUAUAAAUAGACAUUAUGAAUCACUGAAUGAGGAAACUGGAGGAAUGAAUGAUGUCCUCUACAAAUUAUACAGGAUAACGGGAGAUUCUAAGCAUCUAGUGUUGGCUCACCUUUUUGACAAGCCAUGCUUUCUAGGUUUGCUGGCAGUACAGGCUAACGAUAUAGCUGAUCUUCACUCUAAUACGCAUAUCCCGAUUCUUGUUGGAUCUCAAGAGCGUUAUGAAAUAAUAGGCGAUCCACUUUAUAAGGAAAUUGGGACAUUCUUUAUGGCUCUUGUAAACUCUUCUCACAGCUAUGCAACUGGAGGGACAUCUGUCCAUGAAUUCUGGAGAGAUCCAAAGAGAAUAGCAGACAACAUACGAACAACAGAGACUGAGGAGUCAUGCACAACUUAUAAUAUGUUGAAGGUUUCACGCCACCUCUUUAGAUGGACGAAAGAAAUCUCUUAUGCAGAUUAUUAUGAGCGUGCCUUAACCAAUGGUGUACUCAGCAUUCAAAGAGGAACUGAUCCUGGAGUGAUGAUUUAUAUGCUUCCACAAGGUGUUGGGUUUUCCAAGGCUAAAACUGGACAUAGUUGGGGAACUCCGUUUGACUCUUUCUGGUGCUGUUAUGGAACCGGAAUUGAAUCAUUUUCAAAGCUGGGGGAUUCUAUCUAUUUUGAAGAGGAAGGGAAAAAUCCUACUCUUUACAUCAUUCAGUACAUAUCAAGUUCAUUUGAUUGGAAAUCUGGAAAAAUUUUGAUCAGUCAAACUGUUGUUCCAGCUGUGUCAUGGGAUCCUUAUUUACGAGUCUCCUUUAUUUUUUCUCCUGCUGAGAGUACUUCAUCUACUUUAAACUUUCGAAUACCGUCUUGGACUCAUUUAGACGGUGCCAAAGCGGUAUUAAAUGCUGAAGUUUUAUCUUUGCCGGCUCCAGGAAAGUUUUUGUCAAUAACGCGACAAUGGCUUGCCGGUGACAAGCUGACUCUUCAGUUUCCCAUUACUCUCAGAACAGAGGCAAUAAAAGAUGAUAGGCCUGACUAUGUAUCAGUUAAAGCAAUUCUCUAUGGUCCUUAUCUUCUUGCGGGUCAUACUAGCGGCGGUGAUUGGGAACUUAAGGAUGGGGGCAAUUCAAACUGGAUUACUCCAAUUCCUGCCAGUUACAAUAGUCAACUAAUUUCUUGUGCACAGAACUUUGAAAAAUCAACUUAUGUCUUAGCAAACUCAAAUCAAACCCUUGCGAUGCAAAUAUUACCUCAACCUGGCACUGAUUUGGCUCCUCGAUCAACUUUUAGACUUGUGCCAAAGGAAUCGAAUGGUACAUCAGUGAUGUUGGAACCAUUUGAUCUCCCUGGAAUGUACGUGACUGAACAAGGACCAGACAAAUCUCUUAACAUCGUAAAUUUUUCACCUGGGACAUCUUCUGCUUUUUCAGUAAUACCGGGGUUGGAUGGACGAAAUGGAACUAUAUCUCUGGAAUCCGAAAGCAACAAGGGUUGUUACGUGUAUACUGGUCUGAAUUCUGCUGCAGGAGUUAAGCUCAGUUGCAUGUCUGCUUCUAACCCUUCUUUUAACCAAGCAACCAGUUUUGUCGCUUUGGAUGGAAUAAGCCAAUACAAUCCUGUUUCUUUCGUAGCUAAAGGAGCAAACAGGAAUUUUCUUUUAGAGCCAUUAUUCAAAUUUAGAGAUGAACAUUAUACUGUUUAUUUCAAUAUUCAAGAUUGAUAGAUGAUUCUUAGUAUAUAUUUCUUUAAAUGUUAUUACGAGUUUCAUUUUGUUUCCAGUAUAUGGGUUAUGUUUUUUUUUAUGAAUUUUGUCAAUUUCAAUUCAUUUUGUGUCUUCU